AUGGCGCCCUCUCUUCUCAGGCGCGUGAAAGACGCUCAGCUCAAGAAGCCCAGCCAGGCAGUUCCUACCCUGGAAUCGCCCACCUACAAACUGAGUUCCCAAUUGUCGCAGUUCUUUCCUCCGUCCCCUGCAUUCACUGAGAAAGAUAUCCCGUUUCAGAAAGGAAAGGUAUUCCUUGUGACCGGUGGCACUUCAGGCAUCGGCUUCGAACUCGCCAAAAUCCUGUACGCCAGAGGCGGCACCGUGUACAUCACCGGGCGAACAGACGAAAAGGCAAAAAAGGCUGUCCAAGAUAUUCAGGCAACUGUCGGCGAGCGUGAUGGCCAAAUAGACUAUAUUAUUCUCAAUCUUGACGACCUUGCGUCCAUUAAGGAAUCCGCCGAAACGUUUAUGGCAAAGGAAUCGAAACUCGAUGUCCUCUGGAACAACGCCGGCGUUGCUCAGCCGCCUGUGGGCGCCUUGUCGAAGCAAGGGUUUGAACUUCAACUUGCUACAAACUGUCUCGGUCCUUUCCUGUUCACACAGAUGUUGAUCCCUCUUCUCGACGCAGCUGUCGCCCUGAAUGGACCUUCUUUCCCAGGCGCCGUGAGAGUAGUCUGGCUGAGCAGCCAAGUUGCUGAGUUGUCUUCACCUCUCGAUGGCAUCGUCAUGGCGGAAAUUCGCAAUACUCCCCAGGAUAACGCCCGCAACUACCAGAAUUCCAAGGUGGGCGGCUGGUUUCUCUCGACUGAAUUCGCCCGUCGGUAUGGGGACGAACGCGGCAUUGUCAGCGUCGCAAUGAAUCCGGGUGCUGCCAACACCAAUCUCCUGAGAAAUUCGAGAUGGUCAAAAAUCCUCAGGUGGCCACUGCUCUACAGCCCGAAUCUGGCUGCCCUUACUGAAUUGUACGCCGGUCUGUCGCCAGAUAUCAACCUCGAGAACAACGGAUGUUAUGUUAUUCCCUGGGGUCGCAUCCAUACCACCGUCGCUCCCCAUUUAAGGGAUGCGAUGAGAGUCAAGGAUGUCGGUGGAACAGGAAAAGCGGAACAGUUUUGGGAGUUCUGUGAGGACAAAACGAAGGGUUAUCAUUAA
This is a messenger RNA of Aspergillus puulaauensis, 1071 nucleotides long. RefSeq lists its product as uncharacterized. Bases 1 to 1071 code for a protein of 356 amino acids. NCBI's taxonomy places the organism in Eukaryota, Fungi, Ascomycota, Eurotiomycetes, Eurotiales, Aspergillaceae. The record is from RefSeq and is a predicted model, not a curated record. The transcript has a single exon.